UGCGUAUGACUUUUUACAUGAAAGACCGGUGGAUAUUUGCCAUGAAAUCGAAGUUGUUUUUGGUUCUCUGAUGAAAUGUGGUUUGGGUCCUAAUUGCCUCUGGCAUAAACUCGGACACCUCUCGGUAGCGUCCCGGCCGUUGCCUACGUCACCAGUUUUUACCAAAUGGGAUUGAACAGCGUGGAAUGAACAUUUCCAAAUCGUUGUAGCGGUGGCUGAAAUUAACAAACAACAGAUGAAGAUGUGGCAUCCCUUGCAAUCACUUCCUCUGUGUGUGCUACUUGCUUUUCUUGUGAGCCACGGCCAAGGAACCAGGCAGGGCCAGGAUCUCAAAUGUGGAGCAUGUAGGGCCAUGGUGGAUGAGAUGGAGUGGGCAAUAUCCCAGGUGGAUCCUAACAAAAUGAUCCAGACCGGGUCCUUUAGAAUCAACCCAGAUGGUAGCCAGUCUAUUAGAGAGGUUCCUCUCGCCCGCUCGGAGGGUAACCUCCUGGAGCUAAUGGAGGAGAUAUGUGAGAAGAUGAAGGAUUACGGGGAACGCUUGGACCCCAUCACCAGCAGGGAGACCUAUGAGAGGGUCACGUCUCGGAACGGCAAACCCAUGGACCUCUCAGAGGCUAAACUGGAUUCCAGAGUCACAUCCAGCCUGAAAUUUGCUUGUGAGACCAUCAUUGAACAACAUGAAGACGAGGUCAUCGAAUUCUUUGCCCAUGAAACGGACAACGUGAAAGACAAACUCUGCAGCAAGAGAACAGACCUUUGCGACCAUGCUCUGCAAAUCCCUCAUGAUGAGCUAUGAUUCCAUCCUGCAGUUCACGCAGCUCAGCUUUACACACAGCUACCUUCCACCACGUUAGUGUGUGGGGAGGUGGAAAUGUAGAACUCAACACACUAGCUCGAUCUGCGCUAUCAAUCACAAGUCAUAGAUGCAAGGUAUAACUUAUUGGGCGACUACUGUUAAGAAAACUCAUGACAUCAACUAUAUUCUCACACAUUUGUGCUUUUGUGCCUCAAUUUAUAUUGUCCUUAUGCAGGUGUGUAUGAUGUGGGUAGAGCACUCUUGUAAUGUGUAUAUUACUGCAAUGAAUUCAAAUCAAAUGUAUUGGUCGCAUACACAUUUAGAAGAUGUUAUUGCGGGUGCUAUUUAUAGUAUGUCUAACACAGCUGUAGCUAUGAAAAAAAUGGUAUCACUCUGGAUGAUUUCAGGAGUUUAAACAUUCUUAACCUUACUCUUGAAGCAGAUGGUGAAUCAAAUUCUGUAACAGUAGUUAGAUACUGAAAUUGUUCAACAUGGUUGCAAAUCUUGCUGUGCUUGUUGCUUUGAUUAAUUGUAUCCUGUGAAUGAUGGAAAGGUUUGAUUUAUACUUUCUCGAGCAACUCUCAUUCCUCUUUUCUAUUUUGUGUAUUCAUCUUUUGUCACAGUCAUCUUUUUUUCAUACUUUGAUGGAAAUAUAUUUCUACAAUCUGGA
Coregonus clupeaformis (lake whitefish) is the source of this 1466-nucleotide messenger RNA. RefSeq names its product protein canopy homolog 2. The transcript is spliced from 6 exons. The coding region runs from base 236 to 796 and encodes 186 amino acids. The record is from RefSeq and is a predicted model, not a curated record. NCBI's taxonomy places the organism in Eukaryota, Metazoa, Chordata, Actinopteri, Salmoniformes, Salmonidae. Gene Ontology annotation, cellular component: endoplasmic reticulum.